AUGGAAGUCCCAGCUACGGGUGAUUCUAUGGAGAUGGCUUCGCCCUAUCAAGGGCCGGCUGAUGAUUUUGACAUCGAUAUCGACCUCAUGGAGGACCAUGUCUCGAACAUGGACAGUGAUAUGAUGGGCGCAGAUGAAUUUACAAGUACCUCUCAGCCUAACGAACUCAACAAUGACGCGAUCUACGAUGCCGACAUGGCCGAUGAACCCUCCGAAGGGUCGAUGAUCGACGCUGACAACUACGCCGAUGAAGACAACGAUAUUGACGUGCAAUUUGAGGAAGAGCCAUACGAAGAAGAAAUGAUUGAGACUGAUGAGGCCGAAGCCGUCAAUAUUCCUGCCCCCGUCAUUCAUCUUGAACCUGCGGGCAGCAAUGGAGACGCUACCAGCACCAUCAAGGAGGAUGCCACAGUCACAACUGCGGAACCCCUCGAAGCAGCAACUCAAGGCCCAAGUGGCUCUGUGGAAUUUGCUCCAGUCCAAGAUGAGGCUCAGGCUUCUGGAGUUGAGGGCCUAGACAUGCAGGCCCAGCUAAACACGGUUGGUGAUGAUGGUCUUGCUGAGGAACCAUCCGAAACAGUUAUCAGUCCUGAAACCGGCGGUCAUACUGAAAAUUCAGAGCUUAGCGAAGAGGCUAAUAAGAUAUCACAAUCUGCUGUCUCAGAGACUGAGGUAACGCAAGUUCCCAACGAGGACCCGGAGACCAGUCAAAUCAAACACUCAGCCGAGGAUUCCCAUGAUGAUGACGAUGCGCACCUAGAGGCGCAGCCUGUGUCCGAGGGAAAUCACUCGGUUGUAGGUGAGGAUGCAUCUCUCCAGCAGGUCACAUACAUAGAUGAGCCUCUUCAUCCAGUCAAAAUUCUCUAUCAGGACUGUGAAAUCGCUCUGUUCCCUCCCCUUGAGGGAGACUUGGCGGAUACCUUCUUUAUUGAAGAUGAAGCUUUAGCUUACGAAAAUAUUGGUCAAAUAUUCAAGGCGCUGCGCGAGGUGCUUCAAAAAACAAUGGCAGGCAAUGAGGUCCUGGUCAUCGAUAUUGACACUCUUGGUAUCCAAAUGACAGAGGACUCAUUCCACACGUCUCAGGUCACGUUGCAUCAGAUCCUAGAUCUUUAUGUUAGACUUUGUCGUAAUGAUGGCACGGCCGACCCCGAUGCCCUUUAUCUUACGCUAAGCACCAAGCGCGCAUUCCCGGCUGAGAUCGCAGAUCUCAAUGACGCUGCAAUUGAAGGCAAGAAACUUUCCGAACUUCAUUCCGAGCUUCAUGCAUGGGAUGAAUAUGAUGAAGCCGAGCCAGGUUCCGAUGAGGAUCUUGGCGCCCAUGGGGCUGAGGAGCACGAAGACGAGGUCUACUACACCAAUGAGGCUCAAAAAGAGCUUUCAAUCACGGAAGUGCAAACGGCCCCAGGACCCGAAGAAGAGCAAGCGCUAGAUGACGAACAGUCUCAAGUCCAGCCCGAAGAUGUCCCUUCCGCUCAGCCGGAGUUUGUGCAUGCGCAGGACGCGAAUAGAUCUACCUCUAGUGAGCGGAGUCCUGAGGCUGCACCUGUGUCUGAACCUCAUCUAGCCCAACCCGAGAACGAAGAGGCAGACCACUCCGAUGUGUCUCAUCAUAUUGAAAGAGAUCAAGAACACGAUCAUGACCGUGGCGAUAUCAACGAAGAGCACUAUGAUUCUGAGGGCCGGCAGAGUGAUUCUACUGCCACGGUAGCUGCACUGCCUAGUGCAAGCGAGAUCAAAGAGCAUGUCCAGCAUGUCCCUCUGGACGUUACUGCGGACGCCGGUACAGAUCAAAACGAUGACGAGAACUUUUAUGGAGAGGAACUUGAGAACGAUGAUCUGGGAGCUGAGGAAUACUAUGAGCACGAAGACAUCGGCUCGGUCGAUGAUUCAGAGGCUUUCCAAAAAGAUAUCACUGGCAGUGAAAAUAUUGAUUUUGAUGCUCAGGAGCCAGCUGAUCAAACGUCUGUCCUUGAUGAAGAGGAUGCAGAUGAAUUAGAUGCCCCGCCAACAGACGAAGUUGUCUCGGAAAUUAUCCUACAGGAUGAAAACAACCACCCUUCCCAUGACCAGCCGGCACCGCCGCUUGGCAGCGGCUUGAAUGACGCCUCCGACAAGAAGGAGCAAACACCAGAGCCUGCAGAUGAUUUACUUGGAAUUGCUGUAGACCUGAUGCAGACUCCCCCAAAAGACAUAGAGGACGAUGCCCUUGAUCAUUUCGAGGGCAUAGACUACAACGAGCCUGAGGAUGAACUCGAUGCUCCUGUUGCAGCUGAUGAUGAGAGUGCUGAUGACCACGAGUUUGAUGAGAACCAUUUUGGCGACUAUGACACCCAUUUUGAAGAAUCGGAGGCUGUAGAGCUGGUUGGAACAGACCCUUCCUUGACAGAUCCCCAAACCAACCAGAGCUCGUCUGCCAAACGGUCUCGCGAAGAUGAAGACGACUGGGAUCUGGUGGAAACCACAGUUGACACCAAACGUCGCCGCUCUUCGUAA
Molecule: messenger RNA, 2493 nt
Organism: Penicillium expansum
Lineage: Eukaryota; Fungi; Ascomycota; Eurotiomycetes; Eurotiales; Aspergillaceae
Exons: 2
Coding region: 1-2493 (830 amino acids)
Source: RefSeq, a predicted model, not a curated record